CACGUCCCUCCUGGGAAACAAUCCUGGCCUCGGCGCUGCGGGAGCGGCGGGAUCCCAGUUCUGAAUUUGAUACUCGCUCAUGUGUUUUGUGUCUCCUGAAACCAUGGAAGACUGUGCGCCCGCCGAGAGUCUGGGACAAGUUUAAGGAGAGAGAGCUCUCCCUCUACCCAGAGCGGAAAAUGAACAAACCCCAGGAGCAAGUGUCAUUCAAGGAUGUGUGUGUGGAUUUCACCAAGGAAGAGUGGUAUUUGCUGGACCCUGCUCAGAAAGUGCUUUACAGGGAUGUGAUCCUGGAGAACUAUAGCAACUUUGUCUCAGUAGGGUAUUGUGUUGCUAAGCCAGAAGUGAUCUUCAAGAUAGAGCAAGGAGAAGAUCCCUGGAUACCAGAAAAUGGAUUCCAAUGCAAUCCAGAAAGGAAAUGGAAAGUAGAUGACCUAUUAGAGCACAACCAGGAAAAUAAAGAUGAACAUUUUUGGCCACUCGUGUUCACCAACAAGACUGUACAUCUACAGAGUGGCGGAAACACAAGGAAAACUGCCAGUCUAGACAUGGACCCUGUUUCUUCAAGAAGUUUUCUGCUCAAAAUAUGUGACUCCUGUGAAAUGAAUUUGAAGAAUAUCUCAAGUAUAAUUAUCAGUAAAAAGAACUAUUCCAGAAAGAAGCUUAAUGAGUUUAAUAUGUGUGAGAGGCCAAUCUCUGAUAGCAGGCACGAGAAAAUUCCUGUGGGAGCAAAAUCAUACAGAUAUGAUGAGAAAAGAGAUGUCCUCAGCCUUUGCCAGGAUCUCCCUCAGCCCAUUUCUGAUCAGCCUUUUGAGUGCAACGGAAAUGGACAAGGCUUCCAUGGGGAAGAGGCCCUUUGUAGAAAUCAGAACUCCCAGCUCGGGGAGACUCUCUAUAAGCACACUGACUGUGGAAGGACUUUCACUGACAGUUUGAAGCUCAGUGUGUCUCAGAAAACUCAUGUGCACAUGGACCCACAGGAGUGCAGUGUUUGUAGGAAGUCCUUUUACGUGGACUUGCAGUUUGGACAUCAGAGAGUUCUCUCAGGAAACGAUCCUUAUGAGCGCAGUGAGUAUGAGAAAAUCUUCUGUGACCAUUCAGCUUUCGUUGCUCAUCAGGAAGCUUACAGGAGAAAGAUUGCCCAAGAGUAUAAAGUGAGUAACAAAACCUGGGGAAAGCCGGCUCUCUUUAAACAUCAGAUAAUACAGAUUGGGGGGAAACCCUAUGAAUACAUUGAAAACGGGAAAAAUUUUAGCAAAAAGUCACAUCCCACCCAGUCCCGGAGAGCCCACUUGGGAGAAAAAACCUUUGAGUGUGGCGAGUGUGGUAAAAUGUUUUGGGAGAAAUCAAACCUUACCCAACAUCAGCGAACACACACAGGAGAAAAACCGUACGAGUGCAGGGAGUGCGGGAAAGCCUUUUGCCAGAAACCACACCUCACCAACCAUCAGCGAACACACACGGGAGAAAAGCCCUAUGAAUGCAAGCAGUGUGGGAAAACGUUCUGUGUCAAGUCGAACCUUACCGAACAUCAGCGAACACACACGGGGGAGAAGCCCUACGAGUGUAACGCCUGUAGAAAAUCCUUCUGCCAUAGGUCAGCCCUAACUGUCCAUCAGAGAACGCACACGGGGGAGAAGCCAUUUAUAUGCAGUGAAUGUGGGAAGUCAUUUUGUGUGAAGUCAAACCUGAUUGUGCAUCAAAGAACUCACACCGGGGAGAAACCCUAUAAAUGUAAUGAGUGUGGGAAAACCUUCUGUGAGAAGUCGGCUCUCACUAAACACCAGAGAACUCACACGGGGGAGAAGCCCUAUCACUGUAACGUGUGUGGGAAGACUUUCAGUCAGAGGUCAGUGCUCACCAAGCAUCAGAGGAUUCACGCCAGGGUGAAAGCUCUUUCCACGUCCUGAAUGUCCAGCCUUCAUAUGCCCGGCAAGUCAGUUGUACAGUUUUAAAAGUGAGCUUAGAGCCUGCCAAAGAAUACCACAGAGUACUAGAAAAUGCCAUUUUGUUGAAAUGCAUGAACGCUUUCAAGAAAGUAAAAACUUUCAUUAGAAAGAUUGUAUUGAAGGGAAAUUAUUCGUAUAAAUAAUACGGUAAAAAAAAAUCUAUAGAUUUCAAUUGUGUAAUGUCUUCCAAAUGUGUUUAUUUAAAGUUUGUAUUUUCAAUAUAUAAAGGGUAAUACUAAUUUCACUGGCAUUCAUAGGAAAAUACGGAACUUAAAAAUGAGCGGCAGUAGCAUUAAACAUGUAUGUAAGAAACACCUGAUGUUUAUAGAUCUUGUGUGAGUAUGUGACAGUAACAGAAAUUUAGGAAGCACUUGUUUUGUGUACUGGAACCCAGUAAAGAUGUGAGGAAGAAAUAUGAACCCUUAGUUUAAUAACAAUUGUUAUAUACUGUUCCUACUAGAUACCACCAGUGUCUUUAGGUUGGUAGGGUUGUGUAUGUUUAUGAACAUAUGUGUGAAUGUGGGUCUAUAUGUAUGUUUUAUGUGAAUAUAUUUGUAUGCAUGUAUCUGUACACAAAUGGUGAUGUCAUAAGGGCAGCUCAUACCAACUUACAAAACUUCAGGAAUUUUGUGAAUCUGUUGUUUAAAACUACGUGAAGUUAACAGUUAAAUUAUCUUGAGAAACGGAAAUAAAUACCACUCGUCAUUCAUAAUAA
Molecule: messenger RNA, 2664 nt
Organism: Meriones unguiculatus (Mongolian gerbil)
Lineage: Eukaryota; Metazoa; Chordata; Mammalia; Rodentia; Muridae
Gene: Znf248
Product: zinc finger protein 248
Exons: 6
Coding region: 180-1910 (576 amino acids)
Biological process (GO): negative regulation of transcription by RNA polymerase II
Molecular function (GO): DNA-binding transcription repressor activity, RNA polymerase II-specific
Source: RefSeq, a predicted model, not a curated record